Colletotrichum scovillei is the source of this 4933-nucleotide messenger RNA. Its product is annotated as WD domain-containing protein. The record is from RefSeq and is a predicted model, not a curated record. Gene Ontology annotation, molecular function: chromatin binding; protein binding. Gene Ontology annotation, biological process: DNA repair; mitotic cell cycle; DNA-templated DNA replication. Bases 183 to 2720 code for a protein of 845 amino acids. Gene Ontology annotation, cellular component: nuclear replication fork. The transcript has 2 exons. NCBI's taxonomy places the organism in Eukaryota, Fungi, Ascomycota, Sordariomycetes, Glomerellales, Glomerellaceae.
CAUCACCACAUCGAUUCUCUCAAACACUCAUCUCCAACCACAAGGCCUCAAUCGACGAUACCACGACUCUUCAAACGGUCAGCUACACUUAUCGCUCAUAAUCACCAAUAUCUCCGAGACAGCAAGAGUUCCAAAAUACCCAUGAACAAGAUCUAAACCACAUCCCACACACCAACCCCGAAAUGGCCUCCUCCCUCGCCCCGAAACCGCGGCCGAGGCCGGCGCACACAACAGGAACAACCCGUCUCGCCUACACGCCCUCAGGCGCCCGCCUCGUCACCGUCGGCUCCAACAACACGAUCCGCCUCUACCGCACUCAUCACGAUGGCGAGCCCUUCAACAUAGACGACUGCCCCGAGCAGAACUGCGCCGUCGCCGCAUCUGACGCCUUCUUCGUGGUCGGCUCAGAGGACGGCACCGUCAGCGUCUACUCGGUCGAGGACACUACUUUCGAGCGCUUCCUCACGCGCACCUCUCUACCAGUCCGAGACGUCGCUCUCUCCCCCGACGCAAAGUGGUGUGCCGUCGCCAGCGACGAGCUCACGGUCAAGGUCGUCGAUACCCAGGAUAACUCUCGCAUCCGCGUUCUCAAGGACCACGGGCGCCCGACAAAGCACCUAGCAUUUGACCCCAAAGGCGGGCUCUUGGCGCUGGCGUGCACAGAUGGAGUCAUCUACGUUUACUCCAUGACGGCAGAGACGCCGGAGCUGAUCCGCAAGGUGGACGGCAUCAUUGGACCUGUCGACCCCGAAUCCGAGAACUCGGCCAAAAUUGUGUGGCAUCCCGACGGACGGGCAUUUGCGGUGCCUACUCCCAUGCACGAUGUUCAGGUCGUGUCCAAGAACGAUUGGGAAAAGCAGCGGACAUUUGCCAAUGGGCAUUUGGGCGAUGUCACAGCGGUUGCGUGGUCGCCCAACGGCGCGAUGCUGGCGACGGCAGGCAAGGACGGGAAGCUCUUGAUCUGGGAGACAAAGACACAGAGCGUGAUUCAAAAGUUUGACUAUAGCAACGUCAUUGAUAUCACAUGGCAUCCCAAGGACAAUCUGCUGUCGUUCACAACGUCCGACGGCGAGGUCUACAUCUACCCCAACCUCAUCACGGAGCAAUUCUCUAGCUUCCUGCAGCUGCCCCGCCAGCCCGCACCGUUUAUCCACGAUCCCCUUUCAGAGAUCUCCAACAACGCCAGGAGACCAGAUGCCAACGGCAAGGCUGCCAUCCCCAGCCGGCCUCGGCGCGAUUCCCUGGGCAGUCUCGACUCCUUCCUCAACGGCGAGGACGGCUACGAUGAUGGAGACGGCUUUGUUGUUGACGAUGACGGUGCGGGCUACUCGACGGGGCAAAAGAGGCCUCUCGAUGCCGGCGGUGACGACGGCGACCGCGCAAGCAAGCGCCGCCAGCUCGCGCUCAACUUCCAUGAGGCUUUUCAACCAGGCUCAACCCCCUGGCGCGGAAAUCGCAAGUACCUCUGUCUGAACAUGAUUGGCGUCAUCUGGACGGUCGACCAGGACGGCCACAACACCGUGACGGUAGAGUUUUACGAUCACGAGUUCCACCGCGACUUCCACUUCACAGACACAUUCCUCUAUGACAAGGCCUGCCUGACAGAGCACGGCGCUCUGUUCUCGUGCCCACCGCAAGACAACACGCCCGCCACCAUCUUCUACCGCCCACACGAGACGUGGACGCAGCGGACAGACUGGCGGACUGAGUUGCCCAAGAGUGAGGCCGUAGUUGCCAUGUCGCUGAGCGAAUCCUUCAUCACAGUCACCACAACCGCCAAUUACGUGCGCAUCUUCACUCUCUUUGGAGUGCCGUACCGGGUCUAUCGACCCAAGAGCACACCCAUGGUCACUUGCGCCAGCUGGCGUGACUAUGUCAUCACAAUGGGCAACGGCCCCGUCGGCGCAGACGGCAACGCCCGCCUCCUGUACACGAUCGAGAAUAUCAAGCGGGACGAAAUCUGCCAAAACGAAGACACCGUCGCACUACCCGAUGGCGCGACGUUGCAGAGCGUCUUCUUCUCAGAUGUCGGCGAUCCUUGCAUUUAUGACUCGACAGGCACUCUGCUCACCCUGCUUCACUGGCGGAAGCCCUCGCGCGCCUGCUGGGUGCCCCUCCUUGACACAAAGCUUCUCCCGCGUUUAGCGUCGGGAAGGAAGACGGAAACCUACUGGCCCAUUGCAGUAGCUGACAAGAAGUUUCACUGUAUCAUCCUCAAGGGCGGGGACCAGUACCCCUACUUCCCGCGACCGCUACUGUCCGAGUUUGACUUCUCCGUGCCCCUCACCUCCGCUCCGGCCCCGGCUGCGGACUCGGAGGGUGCAGAGGGAGAGAACGGAGACGAGGAGGAGGACGAGGGCCGCCGCGAAUCGCGCAAACUGGAACAAAAGCUGCUGAUUUCCGGCAUCCACUCUGCCCAGCUGCGCGACCUCAUUGACCACACCGAUGCCACGCACUCUCAGAAGACGGGUCUAGCGCGGCUGGAGCUCGAGCUCGACAAGACGCUGCUACAGAUGCUGGCCAUCGAGUGUCGCGAGGGCGAGGAGCGCGGCAUGCGGGCGCUGGAGCUGGUGGGUCUGAUGCGCGAUCGGACGGGCCGUAUGGUUGAGGCGGCGGGUAAGGUUGCGGAGCGGUACGGACGGUCAAUCCUGGGCGACAAGAUCCGCGAGAUCGGAGAGCGGAGAGUCAGCGGGAUGGAUGUUGACGAUGGCGACUUUUAGACUUUUUUCGUUUUUUUGGUCAUCCAUGGCUUGGAUGGCCGCUCGGGAAGGGCACAUACUCGGGAAGGGGGCUAACCCCCGUCACUCCCCAUGUCGGGAAUUGGGUUUCAUGGUUGUUUGGAUGGGUCCUUCCCGUCAGUAUAAGGAAAGGCGUUUGGAUGAUGAUACGAUAGUGACUACUUGAUGGUCUGCGUUUGUCUUUCACCCUGCGAAAGACGCGAAAUGAAUGACUAGCUAAUACAAAGGCGAUAUCCGUACGGAUAGAGGUUCUUUUUUUGCUUUUCGGCAGUCAUCGUCGUCCAUGUCGUGUUCCUUGUAAAAUGUCUAAAAUACGGAGUCGGGACAGAAGGGUAUGAAUAAUACGAGGAAUAAGCACGUCGUGUUCUCCGCAAAGGGAGCAAGAUAUCACUGGGAAAUAGCGGACUCCUGUCCGUAUCGUCGUUUUCGUGUGUGUGUUUUUGAUGAGGAUGUGUCGCGGUUCAUCUCCCAUACGUGGAACUCUCCGGAGCACAGGCACGAGGGCGGCACCCAUGGCACCGGUCCUCGCGGACUUUCCGAGCUGAUGUUUUUUUUUACUGUGUAGGGUUAGAACGUAGUGUCGAUAUUUGACUUUGGGUCGAAUUCUUCGCCCUCCCUUCGUUGGACAUUAGGUUCUUCCAGAGAGUGCCCAUCCAGAACUUAGAAGGAGCCCCUGGGUCCCCGGCCUCGAACGGCAUAAUGUCGGACGUGAUGGGUGCAUGAGCCCAAACACUCAACCCCCCGGAUCCGAGACUCCUCCGUGUAAAGUAAAGCAGCAAAUCCGAAGACGAAAAUGGACCAAAGCGAAGACUCGACUACAACACGCACCGACCGGAACAAACAACAAGAAGGCGUCCACGUGUCUCUUGGUUGGGUUUUGGACUUCCAUCCUCGUGCUGGAAGCAAGGGUUUCUUGCGGGACCCUGGUCGAAGUAUUCGCACCACCACAACUUCAACUUCUUCUCGAUUGAGUUCAAGAUUGAAAGAUGUGUUGUCCCAAGAUAUGCCGUCUUCGUGUCAUGUUUCUCUCUCGGCAGUCCAACCGAGACGCCAUGGUCGUUCUCGGAAGACUGUGCCGAGUUCCCAGCAGCACUCUUCGUUCCCGUGUGCGCGGGGACGGUGGAGGAGGAAAAGCGGAAUGGGCGGCAAGGUGCGGCCCGAAUCCGGUACACGGUGACCAGAGCCUGGAGGUCGAUGGUGUAUCCGUCCCAUUGCCUGUUGUUUCUAGAGGCUUAGGUGUCAUGUUUGGCCACGAAGACGAUGAAAGCAAAUCAUGCUACGCAUCCAUUGACGCGUUGUGGGACAUCGUCGUUUGCUUGCAUGCAUGUUGUCGUGAUUGCGACAUGUUACCCUGUCCUAUUUGCAGAACGGCCAUACCGCAGUUAGACGUAGGCUACCCGCGGGAUCUGUCCGGUGCGAACUAGGCAAGGGGGCGGAAGGAUUAACAACCAUACCCGGAAUACGACAGGGUAAUGCAGAAAUUAGAGUUCGAGUCGAACGGGGUAGAUCUCGGUCGUGGGGUUCUUCUUUGGCUUCGGAUGUGUCGUUCCACGGAACCAGUCACCAUGCUGUGUAGAGCAGGCUCUUGGAACUAGUCCGCUCUGGGGUUCAAUGCGAUACGCAAAGGUGCACAGCGAUUUGCUUGUUAAAGAAGAAUCUCAGUAACGUGAAGAUGAGACGAAAGGCACACCAGAGCUCUGGGUUGGACAAUUCUCAAAGGGCUCCCGGAAGCCAAUUGUAUGAGUCGAACUUCUAGAAGCUUGGCGAUUCGCCGUGAGACGAGCGUCGACGUUACAUCUUCAACGUUCUUCAGACAAAAGAACGCUUACUGCAGAGAGAGUUCGCCGGACCCGGGUCGCGUUACAUCAAGAGCGGACCAUGGAGAUGGCCGGGGCCCUAGGUCACAGGUGGUGGUGUACGGAGUAGGAGAGCCAGUGCUGGGCGAGAACACUGUCGGAUCGACAACGUUGAGGUGUUCGAUCUAACAGUUGCCUGUAGCAGCCUCCAUUCUGACAUGAUGAGUGCGUGGUCCAGCAAAGUGUCCGGUAAUCACACAAGGCUGGACGGAUAGCGGUUCUGCUGAAACGUUGGGACUGCAGUUCGUUCGCUCAGGCCGCCAUCCACAAACUCGUUCGUUUGGAAAGAAGUCAAAAAGCUGGUUCAGGUGGAUGCAAAGAGCCCCCAGGAAGGAUUGG